AUGGGUAGUCGCGGAGCAGGCCUCAUUCUCACCAGCCCAAAUGGGGUAGUCACGGAGCAGGUUCUACGCUUCGAGUUCUCCGUCUCGAACAAUGAAGCAGAGUACGAGGCGCUCAUUGUCGGGCUCAAAUUGGCAAACGAGCUGAAAGUAGAGGACCUAAAGGUCUUCAGUGAUUCCCAACUGGUCGUGAGCCAGAUCUUGAGAGACUUUGAAACAAGAGAGCCAUCGAUGCAGAGAUAUCUCCAAAAGGUGCGAGACUUUACGUCCAUCUUGGGCUCCUUCAAUAUCCAGCACAUUUUCAGAACAGAGAACCUAAGGGCAGACCAACUGUUGAAGCUGGCGACCUCCUGCAUGAGCGAGCUCCCUAAGGCAACAGUACUCGAAAACCUCCAAAUGCCCAGCACAGAGGAGCCCGAGCCAACCCUCUGCAUCGAGACCAAGCCGAGCUAG
Phoenix dactylifera (date palm) is the source of this 450-nucleotide messenger RNA. Lineage: Eukaryota; Viridiplantae; Streptophyta; Magnoliopsida; Arecales; Arecaceae. The record is from RefSeq and is a predicted model, not a curated record.